Tilletiaria anomala UBC 951 is the source of this 2237-nucleotide messenger RNA. RefSeq names its product alpha/beta-hydrolase. The record is from RefSeq and is a predicted model, not a curated record. The coding region runs from base 282 to 2156 and encodes 624 amino acids. Lineage: Eukaryota; Fungi; Basidiomycota; Exobasidiomycetes; Georgefischeriales; Tilletiariaceae. The transcript has 3 exons.
GAUUUGCCAUAGCAACCCAGGGAAAUCGGACCGAAACCCUGCGGUUCGGAGAGUCUCUAGCUUUCUCAUCACCACUUUCACAGAUCCUGCGCCUCACCUGCUUUGAUCAGCAUUCCACAUUUCCAACCCUUGGACUACAGCUGCAACUUAAUCAUGGUGGUACUCUUGUGCACACUUGGUACUUAUAUGACCAAAGUAGGAGCCGUCUAUGUUGGUUUGUGCACCUACAAGCAGCCAGUACAAUCUUUGUGCGCGUAUUCACCCGCUCCAGAAGGAUGACAAUGGAGGAGAAACAACGAUGGGAGAAAGCAGGGCUACUCGACCAAGAGCAACCAUCCAUCCGCUCCAAAACCUCGGCCUUGGUCAAAGGUUUGCUCGUGUUUCUGGUUGCCGGCGGGCUCUUUGCAAUAUGGAACGGUGACUAUUUCUCGAGCCUCUUCAACAUGCAACAAAAGCUCGCAACCUCUUUCAGCUCGACCCGUCCGGAGUCGCACAACUCUGGUUCAUGGGAACCUUGCCAAAACCAACCAGGCUUCAUGUGUGGAGCCAUUUCGGUGCCAAAAGAUUACUUCAAUGCAUCGGCUGGUCGUGCAUUUAUCGCCGUUGCCAAGCUUCCUGCUAGUGCUACCGAGAGGCUUGGGUCCAUUUUCUUGAAUCCAGGUGGCCCCGGUGGCUCGGGAAUGGAAUUUGUCUAUGGUUUCGGUCCGCUGUUGGACAGGCUCUUCGAAGGCAAAUACGACUUGAUCGGAUUUGACCCGCGUGGUAUCGGAAAGACACGCCCUAUCGUCAACUGUUUCGGCGAUGCACAGCAAUUCGAAGUGUUCAAAAAAGCGACAUUGCUGGAAAAUGGAAACUCCCUGCCACCAAAUCCUUGGUCCAAGUCGGGCCAAGACGAUCUCUUAAGACAAAUCAAAGAGCUGACUGCGUUGCAGCAAGCAGAAUACACUCGGUGCAAAAUGGUGAUGGGCGAUGAAUUGCUCUACAUGAACACCGCAACAGUUGUCCGAGACAUUGAUUACAUGGGCAAGGUACUCGACGGUCCGCAAGGAAAGAUCAACUAUAUUGGAGGGUCAUAUGGGACGAUCCUUGGUGCAUACCUGGUCAACAUGCUGCCAACUCAUCGACUUGGUAAAGUCGUUAUCGAUGGCGUUGCCAGCGCACCAUCAUGGGCCAACGACCAAAGUCAUACCUGGCUGUCAAAUUGGAUGGUCGACACAGACAAAGCGUUUAAUUGGUUCACGAACGACUGUUCUCGCGUCGGGCCUCUUGCCUGCCGUUUGGCAAAGUACAAGGGAGAAGCGCCUAGCGCCAUUGCACACCGUUUGGAUGCCUUUUUGGACAAGCUUUACUAUGAGCCAGUAGCGGUUCCGGAUGCGAUUCGUCCAGGUGUUCUCACUUCAGCCAUGGCGCGGACAGUGCUAUAUUUUUCAACGAACGCACCUCACUCUUGGCAGCGCAUUGCUCACGCCUUCGCAGAUGCAAUGGAAGGCAAUGGUGUCAAGCUGUACUCCAUUCUUCAUGGUCCGUUCUCGCCACGCAGCGACCUCGUGCAGACGGACAUGUCCCGAGCUGCGGUUGUAUGUGGCGAUCAGCCCCCGGGAAAGCCCCCAGCGGCCGAGGACUUACUGGAUGGCUUGCUGCGCAAUCUCAAACAGACGAGUCGACGCUUUGCGGCGAAUGUCUUCCCAAUCGAGCCUGACGGUGGCUGUCAAUUCCACCCUGCAAUCGGACGUACGCCUGAGCGCUUUACUGGCCCUUGGAACAACACGCUCGACUUUCCGAUGCUCAUUGUGUCUAACACGGCAGAUCCCAUCACCCCUCGUGCUUCUGGAGAAGAGAUCCACAAAUUGAUGGGCAAUUCAAGCCGUAUCUUACUGCAAGACUCCCCCGGCCAUUGCUCCUUUUCUAGCGCGUCGCCCUGCACUCUUAGCCACUAUGCUGCCUACUUUGUCAAUGGCACUCUCCCAAAGAACCACGAGCUUUGCACGAUUGCUGACAACUUCUGGCCAACCCAAAAUGAUGAAGUGCCAAUCUACGUACUCUCUGAGCGCGAACAAAAGUACGACAACUUGUCGCAAGAAAUGACCAAAGUGUUCUCGAAAAUGCUUGAAGAUCAAUUGCCGGGUAAGCUAGAGACCAUCAAGCCGUUGCGGUAAGCGAAGCUCGAACGCAUGACGCUCUGAGAAUCCUGAUAUGUAUGCUACAAUGAAACAGACGAUUCGGCAACUUAUUAUGAG